Messenger RNA from Drosophila willistoni, 1323 nucleotides. Its product is annotated as zinc carboxypeptidase. Lineage: Eukaryota; Metazoa; Arthropoda; Insecta; Diptera; Drosophilidae. The record is from RefSeq and is a predicted model, not a curated record. Gene Ontology annotation, biological process: proteolysis. Bases 29 to 1282 code for a protein of 417 amino acids. Gene Ontology annotation, molecular function: zinc ion binding; metallocarboxypeptidase activity. The transcript is spliced from 5 exons.
UUCAAAGUGAAAGGUACUUGAGUGGGAAAUGAAAGGGUUAAUACUUUUGAUUGUCUUGAUAGGAUGCGGCCUUGUCUGCGGCCUUGAAAGUGUUCGCUAUGAGAACUAUAAAGUCUAUCAAGUGAGAAUCGAUACCGCAAAUCAAUACAAAGUCCUGUCGAAUCAAGAAAAACAACUAAAGCUUAGCAGUUGGCGUGAAGCACGUCAGUUGGGUGAAUACUCAGACAUUAUGGUUCCACCAUCCAGUCAAGAGCAAUUUGAACAGUUGCUUAACAAUUUCAAGUUUGAAUAUACGCUGAAAAUUGCAAAUGUUCAAGAAAUUAUCGAUCAGCAGAUACCUAAGCAAAGAUCAAGCUCUAUGGACUGGACUCAAUAUCACACUCUAGAGGAAAUCUAUGACUGGUUAGAUGUAAUUGAGGCGAGGUAUCCUAAUAUUGUGACACCAUUCACAAUCGGUCAGUCGUAUGAAAAUCGCACAAUACGUGGCAUUAAAAUUUCAUACAAAGAGGGUAACCCGGCAGUAUUCAUUGAAUCGAAUAUCCAUGCUAGAGAAUGGAUCACAUCGGCAACCAUCACAUAUUUCAUCGAUGAGUUGCUAGUCCCACGAAGACCAGGUCUUAUUGAUAUAGCUAAUAAUAUUGAUUGGUAUAUCAUUCCUGUACUAAAUGUAGACGGGUUUUCAUAUUCCCAUGAAGCGGAACGAUUGUGGCGCAAAUCGCGUAUGCCCUCAGACCCAACGGGCGAAUGCAUUGGCACUGAUUUAAACCGUAACUUUGAUUAUCUAUGGAUGUUGACCGGGGCCAGUGAUGAUCCAUGUUCGGAAAUUUAUGCAGGACCUUCGGCCGAAUCUGAUCCAGAAAUAAGUCAAAUGACUGCUUACAUUGACAAUCACAUACCGGAUGGUAGUAUCAAAAUCUAUAUAUCCCUUCAUUCGUAUGGCCAAUAUGUGCUCUCGCCUUGGGGACACACCGAUCAAGAAUUUCCCGAGCAUUAUCCUCAAAUGAUGCAUGUGGCUGAAGGGUUCGCCAAUGCCCUAAUCAGACGAUACGGCACAGUUUUUACCUAUGGCUCUAGUGCCACAACCUUAUAUCAAGUGUCUGGAUCGGGCAAGGAAUGGGCGUAUGCCGUUAAGAACAUAACCAUACCCUACACCAUAGAACUACGUGAUAAGGGUCAGUUGGGUUUUCUUUUGCCACCAGAAGAUAUCCUACCAGUGGCUCGGGAGCUGACGGAUGGCUUUAUAGGCAUGAUAAAUGCUGCACGGGAAGCAAAUGUUUUGUAAGAUGUUGAAAAACUGAAAUAAAUCAAACUCCACCACCUUAA